This is a messenger RNA of Macroventuria anomochaeta, 693 nucleotides long. RefSeq lists its product as uncharacterized. The transcript has a single exon. NCBI's taxonomy places the organism in Eukaryota, Fungi, Ascomycota, Dothideomycetes, Pleosporales, Didymellaceae. The coding region runs from base 115 to 573 and encodes 152 amino acids. The record is from RefSeq and is a predicted model, not a curated record.
CAUAAGAUCAAUCGCGUACCUGGAUUAUGUGACGAACUACACGGCUAAAUACGAUUUGAGCAUGAGUUCGGACCGGUAGAACGGACUAUCAUACGAAACGUAGCAGACAAGCUCAUGAAAGGGCGAAAGCUGUGGCAAUCAGAGAGUCGCUGUUACAUUCAUCCAUGGCAUAGAUACGACAAGACCGUGUGUUCAGACGUUCGAGACCGCAUGUCUUCGAUGAUCUCGUUCAUAGAUUCGGUCAUAGCUGUCACUCUGGAUUACGACAAAAGUGCCUUAGAACCAUUCGUCGAAUUGGUGGAUCAUCAACUUCAGCAUGACGACAUUUACGGAUUCAUGAGUUCCAUUUGGAACUUAUUGGAGAUCCUAGAGCUUGAUGAGGACGACAAGACAAUACAGAGGUACUUAAACAAAUGGGAGUCGGAAGGUAUGUUGGACUUUACUCUGAAACUAGGGUUCAAAGAAAAUGAUCAAUUGUGUCCUUCCAUAAGAGGUGAGCAACCGCAUCCUUUCAGUACGAGUCGAUCCAUCGUAUACAUCUGCGCCGUCUUCCGUCCGAUCCUUUUGCACUGAGGAUGAGCUCGAUAUGGUGGAUAUGCUCGGACGAGCCGAACUGUUGUUGGAAAGUAAAGCAAAGAACGACCAUACUUGUGAUGAUAAUUACAUCUGAACUGUAAUCAUAGAUUGUUGCGG